CUGUCAUUCGGUGUCUUCGUGCGUAAAAGCAGAACAGCGGGGAUCACCAUGAUGAUCCGGGUCCGGACUUUUUACCGCGCUUGGAUUUGAUCCAUAUUUCUGGAGACGAAAAUUUCAGACUUUCAUGGCUUAACCCAAAGUCUCAGGAGGGAAAACCUGCAUUUCUACCUGGAUUAAAGUUUCGACCAUGAGGAUACAGGUCUGCGCUUGGAAAUGGAUCUGUAAGCGCUACAGUGUGGGAUACUCUCGGUUGAAAGCACAGUGAAGCUAAUACUUAUACAAAAGCCGCCCAAGAGACCUGCAGGUACGUCGACGUGUAACGUGCGUUAAUUUGCUGUAAUAACAACGAGAGGUAGGUACCAGAGAGAAAGUGUUCUUCUUUUCCUAAUUCUUGGUGAACUGUGUGUACAGGGCUUUUGACCAUCCUGUCUGCUUCUGUGAACAUAAUUUGAAACAAGGUGUAAAGCUGGGUUAAGUUAUAAGGUCUGGGUGAAGGGUGAGAGUCCCUCACUGGACCUCGGACCUGCUGUCUAAUGGGGUAACAGUUUUCAGCAGGGGGGCUCCCUCAUUAGGAGCCACAGGUCAGAUAGGUCAACUCACAUGGUCAAGUGGGAAGAAGUCUUCCUCUUUUUUCCCCCAGUCAGUCCGCUAAAAAGCUGCAGUAAAAUGUUCAUAGCACAUUUAGCACAUUUAAUUCUCAAGUUGAGUUAAGUUAAAUGUCAACUUUGUAGAUGGAUAGAGAUUACAUUUUGGUGUUGCAUUGGGCUCUAACUUUGUAAACAGACAGAACUUGUGUUUGUGAACACUGAUGCAAGCGUCUUUACUUUCUCUUAAAAGUGUCCACCCUCAAGAAUCCAGGAGCUAUGCAGGGAGCCUGUGUCUGGGUGAUCAGGUUUGUCAGACAGAUUGACUCAAAUAUUCUUCAUUUAUUCUUGAAAAGGUUUUGAUUCAUGUACUGCUCAGCUAACUGCCCUACUCUGUAGAUUUCUGACUAAAUAUUGAAUCUUUUUUGUUAGUAAUUUGCUGUGUCUGCUCUCUGCAGUGUUUCUGUUCUUCUGCUGUUGCUCCAGCCAGACCCCCUGCACUGCCAACACACACCAGACCAAAGGAUAGAGGUGAGAGGCAGUUGUGCAGCAGUUGGUUGGGAUCUGGAUACCCACUUACAGGAUGGCAGACCACCCUUGAAUACAAGGCUACAUGUGACCGUUAUUUUCAUUUCCAUUUCCAUGCUGACAGUCUUGGAAUAAUAAAAAAACUGUAAUAUGACAUUUUGGGAAACAUUGGUCAAUGUUUACCAAAACUAAACAUGACAUUCUUGUAAUUUAUUAUCCAAAAACCUAAAGAUAUUCAGUUUACUGUCAAAGAAAAAAAGGAAACUCUCACUUGGGGAGCUAGAAUCAGCUAUUUUAUGCAUCUUUUUUGGCAUUUUUGUUCUCUUAGGAAAAUACAUUUAAAUAAAAGAAAAAAAAAAACAUUUUAACGGUCUCAGUCAACAAUCCGUGGUUAUGAUUAAAUCAUCCUCAUUAUUUUAUUGGAUGUGCCUGUUGAACUUGUUGUUCCUGCCUGUUGAUGCUUGCCACAGGCUGGUAAGGUCCAGUGAAAGUUGGAUAUGAUUAUAUCUGGUCACAAGAGCUAAACUUUAAAUUUAAACAUUUUGUUCCUGCUUCUUCUACUCUAGGAUGUGUAAACAGUGAGAGUUUUCCCAGGGGGAACCUGACCUGAGAGCUAAUCUGUUAACUUGUAAUGAGAGCAUGACUGAAUUGUAGUGAAACAAGGGGGGCUUAUGUCAGCUGUCAGCCAAUCACCCUCUGACCCCUGGAGCCAAAGGACCCUCAUGGAAGAAAGUAGACUUGUGGAUGCACCUGAUGAGACGAAUGACACUCUCUUGUCAGGUUAGAGGAGAUCGGUGCGAGUCAGCUCCAUGUGUUUCCACCGGGAGUCCAGCUGUGUGACCUACAGCUGACCCUGGAGAUGACAGUGGCGUUGUGUUACAAAGGCUGGAGCAGGGGAGAAGAGGUGGGGGAACAAGGGGGGCUGAGGUCUCUGAAUAGCUGCACGGGCUGAUUGACAGGAGAGGAACUUCCUGCCAACCCUCCCUGCUGCUUCUGUAUUCUCUUUCCGUCCACUAAAAGUCAAAGGCAGCUGAGCUUUUACUACAGCCAUGUGUUUGCCCAGAGAGGUUGCGGUGAAUGGAGACAAAGUGCUUCUUAAAGAGCAGGAUUUCCACGCGGCUCCACUAAGAAAGCUGGCUUGGCACAGGGCGUCCUCUGGCAGGUUCCUUAAAAAGAGAGUGCAGCGAUCACUGCUAAUACGUCUUUGGCUAAGCUGCACAGGGGGAAAGAGUCAACAGUGAGAAACGCAUGCAGCCAAUAGGGGAGAGGGUACUAACAGACACCCACUAAUCAGGCAAAUAAGUGCUUCAUUUCUACGAACAAGGGUCUGUUUCACGGACAGAGGUGGGGGGCAGAGAAGCAGGACAGACAUGUAGAUGAGAUGAGCUCACUGACUUGAGUCAUGAAGAGAGGAAAUGAUCUGAAGAGAUUCAAGUUUCAUUGAUUCCAACAGUUCACAGUAUUUUGUCCAUUUUUGGCGCCACUAUGCUGCGUCUUUAUCCUUUGUGGUGUUUCUAAUGUUUAUUUCAUUUACACACAGGUUCCUAAGAGUGAGCAAAGUGUCCAACAGGAGUUCAGGGCUGAGCAUGGACAGAUCCAGGGCUCCUGGGGUGCCUGGGGGCCCUGGUCAACAUGCUCUCGAACCUGUGGAAAAGGGGUUCAAGAGCAGAGCAGACCCUGCCUGCCUCUUUACACUCCAUCCAGGAGAGCUGGUGUUCCCACUCAGCAGCAAGGACAUGUUAUCUCAGCCUUGCGGCCAACAGUUCCUCUGCACCGUGACACAGUUAGGUCCUUCAACAGCAGCAGCCAAGGAGAUGUGAGGGAGAGGACGCAGAGUCGGCCCGGUGGACGCAGGUACUGUAUUAUCCUGCAAAAAAGAGGGGACGAGAUUGAUUCUGGAGAACAAAUAAACUAAGGUGUCAAUGCUCCUGUAAAUAUUUUUACAGAGCUCCUUUACUUAAACUCACUUAAAGGAAGCCAGGGAAUGAAGAAGUUAUUUUGGACAGUCAGAUGGCAGAUGACACACCUUCACCUAAACGAAAGAAAAUAAAAGUCAGGAUGCUUAAAGAGGGCCAUAGAGGGUCAAAACAAGGUUUGAUGGGAAUGCUGUCAAGAAUAUUCUGUGACCAACUCUUGAUCCAGGAUCAACUGAAAACUGUUUCGGAUCUAUAUUUUAGCUCCAUCAGCACAAUUGACAUUAAAUAAAGGAAAAUCUUCUGGAAAGUGUAGUUCAACCUUCCAUCUGAGAUCCAAAGACAUGUAGAGUCUGUAACAAUAAUGGUGGCUCAUUACCGUAGACACAUGUUGAGUUUUUCCAUUUUCUUGUCAGACAUUUAUAGUUUUCAACAUCUGCAAAAGACCUUCAAGAGUUUAAAGUGUCAUCAUCAUUACUUUAUUUUCUCUUAAGAGGGAGAUCCUAGGCAUUUAAGAGAUACUAUUGGCAGUCACUUGAGUCUCAUGCCAGUGUAGAAUCUCUUAUAGUAUUUUUGGCAAGAUCCAAAAGUCUGGAAAGAGCCUGUACGUCUCUGCUGCAUGCUGAGCAGCCUGGUCUAAAAGUGACUCUUUGGAGCCGUCACUGUUUGCCAUCUGACCACUCUUCACUGGAAAGCUGGUCUUUUAUAGAUGGAGUCAAAAGCUCGGCUUGUGCUUGGCAGCUUUGUGACCUCCUUCCUGUUGUGCCUGCCUUUAAACAAAUAGCAAUGACAGCAAAGUAAUGGGGGGUUGUUUGAGUUGGAAUCUAAGCGGCUAAAUAAUGACAAAAAAACUCCCAGAAAUCUGCUAAGGGGAUCUGGACUGUUCUCAAAAGCAGUAGUUUGAAUAAAGGGCCAUGAAAGAAGAAAUUUGGCCCAAUUAAACUAAAUAGAAGGAGAAAUUAAUCAUUCCAGAUAUCCUCUUUUGUUCAGUCUUAAUAAAGUAGAUGAUAUUAGAAAGUGGGACAAAUGGUUGAAUUCAGAAGCAGACAUUUAAGAUGUGUAGUUUCAGAUUUAGAUGAAGUGCUCAGUUGUUGGUUUUGUCACUCUCCUCCCUAUGCUUGUUUCCUCAGGAGGGUCUCUGACAUUAUCCCGGGAAGGUACGGCUAUGGCAGAUCUCCUUAUGUCACUCCAGUGCAAACCGAUACAGGCCAAAGCUAUGGGUCACCUCGUCCCCACAGACAGAGACGCUCCCCUGAUGGCCACCACCACCCCUCCAGAGGCUACGGUGUACCUAGGUCAAACAAUCUGGACCACUACAGCAACCGUCAUCACUACAGCAGACCCCACCUGCAGCACAGGACCAGGCAGCCUAAUAAUAACCAAGUCUGGGCCCCCCUUUACCAGCCUGAUUCAGGCAACCAGGGUCAGGUCCAACAGGAGCUGCAACCAGGUAGCCACACGCCUGGACCUCAGCAGCACCAGGAGAGACCCUACGACCCCCUGCCCACUUCCUUCUGCACAGGGGAGCAUGCUCACUACAGGAUCUGCAACAGUAAUGUAUGCUAAACGGCACCUUCUACUUAGUAUUGUUAGCACAGUAGCUAUACAUUAACUAGAAAAUAUCAUCACUAGUUUCGUUAAUUCUCAAAAUAAGUUUUUAUUCACCCAUAUUUUAAUAUUUUUACAGAUGUGGAUAUAAAACAAGUUUAAAGCAUGAAAUGAAUGAUUGAGUUUAAUCCAUAGACCAAAUAACAAGAGUGAGAUGCCUAAACUUUUGGUGUGUCUCAGACACUCUUGACACCAAGACUAAAACAUUUCACUCUUACAGCAACAUCUUGAGCUUUUAAAUUUUAAAUCUGAAAACAGUUAAUUCAAAUCAAACAAGAUUAUUUCAGACUAGUUAAAUGUUGAGAUGAUUUAACCUUAUAGCUGCUCUGGUUUGUUUGAACACCUACUUCAAUCUCUUAUAAAGGGUGGCAUAUGUUUGAGUACAAGUUUGAGUGAAGGAAACUGUUUCGGUCAUCUAAUUUUGAGCUCUUUGGAGUGAAUGUUGUCUCGGAUUUGUCAUGCUAGGUCAAAUUGUGACUUUUUUGUUAUGCACAGGAAUAGUUUUUCAAGAUUCAAAAUAGUGUGAACCAAUAGUCCCUACAUUGACUCUUGAGUCAUUUGCAGUCAGGUAAAUGAGACGCAUUCUUCCUCUGUAGCAUGGAGCUAUGCCAUUUAUUGCCCAAAAGAGUACACAGCAAUGAAUCACAUGGUUUUCAGCGUGAAGUGAGCCUUCAAGACAGAACAGGUUUUUAAAGGUACUAUACGCAGUAUUUAGCAGCAUUUAGCAGCAUUUAGCAGCAUUUAGCAGAACCGACCUGGUAAAAUGGAAAAUAACAUUAAUAAUAUGUUUAAAUUAGUGACUAAAAUAUAAAAAAUGAUUUAUUUUUAUCAACUCAAACUAAGCCUUUAAUAUUUACAUAAAAGCGGCUUUCCCAGACUGCACCCCAUGUUUCCACAUCAGCACAGCUCAGACAAACUAGUAAGAAGUGCGUUUUUGCAUUAAGUGAGUGUCAGAAAUGCACCAGUUGGCAGAUAAAAAGAAAGAUGAGAGUCGUUGCUCUGUGCUGAAGAGUUUGUAUUGGUUGAUGUUUUGAUGUCAGACACUUUACUAAUGGAUCACAGGAGAUUCUUGUUCUCAAAGCAGCCAUUGAUACAUCUACAGUUGGGAUGAGCAAAGGAGCAUUUCACUGUGGAAUCUAACCACCAGAUAUCUCUAAAUGUUCCUAAUUUUAGCAGUGUACUUUUACUGACAUUUUCUUAUUUACCCACUUCUGACUUUCUUAUUAUGGAGUGAAAUUUUUGCUGAAUUGAAAAGCUAUUAACUGUUAACAGUAAAUAUAUUAUACAGUCUAUACUAGCAGUAAACCACUACUGGAACUGUUGUUGUAGGAAGGCCUAGAAGUUGAAUCUCAGCUGUAAGACACAAGUCUGGAGAGGCUGUGCUUAUCUGUGCCAAGGUUUUGGAAUCCGUCCUGUGCAUUAAACUAAAUUCAAACAGUGUCAGGUUCUGUAUAUUGUCUCUGGUGUGUGAUGACACGGAUAUUCAAGCAAAGUGAAGCAUGCCGGCGGCUUGUUUAGAUAAAGGAGAUAUAGAGGGAUGUCACGGGGGUUCAGUUUUACUUGGGAGCUUUCAUAAAUUGUUGAAUCUGUGCUUUUGGCAAGGAAGCCUGAAACAGUGCAGCGGUCAGUCAAUGACUUUUUAGUAUGACUACAAAAUAAGUUCUCGCUGCAAUAACAAUAACAAUGGUUUUAUAUGUUGGACUCUGUGUGAGGAAAAUGACUGUACAGUAUAUGUGUUGAGUACUAAUGUGUGUUGACCUUCCUCCAGGCCUGUCCUCCAUCCAGCAAACACAUCAGGGCUGCUCAGUGUUCUUCUUACAAUAACCAGCCUUUCAUGGGUAGAGUGUAUGAGUGGGAACCUUUCAACGAGGGUAUGUAAAAUCUAUGUACUUCUAUAUGCAUAUAAAUGUUUAUAAUAUUUAUUCUACUUUUGUUUGGAUGAAAUUACAGGAACAAAACGUCUAUCUAUCUAUGAGUCUAUGUUUGUUUUAAUGCUGGUAACAUGCUGAUAUCCUGCAGGUAAUUUCUAAAACUAGCAGGGUUACUAAGUUUAACUUUUCAGUGGGCUCCACUUUUUAAAUGUACUUAAUAGAAUAAAAUGUGACUGUUAAAAAUGAAAGAUAAAAUGUACAAAUAAAUGUACAAAAUCUCAUGGCAUCUGUAAAAAAGUUUGACCCACUGACCACUCAACAGACUCACACUGCUGUCCUCACAGCCAUGUCACUCAAAGAGCCAAAUUCAAGCUUACAUGAUCUUAAAGAGGGUCAAAAGAAACAGAAAUGUCAUGACAAAUAAAACUGUUUAAAAUAUAUAUAUAAAAAUUGGCUGAAAAUGUGGUGUGGUGUAUGUUAAAGUCAUGAUCGUUAUCUCUGAAGUACUGCACUCAAACUUCAGGUCACACCCAUUCCUCAAUAAAUCACAUGAGCCUACAGGUUAUACUUUCAGCUGCCUGACCUUUGACCUACAUGAACAAAAAUGUGGUGUGAUCUAUGCACUGCAGUGUGUCACCUGUCUUGAGGAUCACUGAUAAAUGUUCAUGCAUACAGACUCUAUGACCACACUCACCUGAGGUAUCUAAGCAACAGUCAAAACACCUCCUGAGACAUAGUUUCUCUGAGAACACUGAUGGUAAAAACAGCCUCUAGUUUAAUAUCCUGUUAAACUCGUGUGUAUUAAGAGAUGCCGCAGCAUCACUGACUGGUAAUGCAGACGUGUGGAUGAAAUAACCGGAGGUACAUGUGUUAGGAUAGGUCAGGGUUAUACGACACCCAUCUUGAACAAUGCUUAAACACACUUGUGCAUCUGUUUUAGAAAUACGCCUCUAUUUGGCUGACAGUUUGUCUAAUUUAAAAAAGACUCUGAACUAAAUGUUUGGGGUCAGGGUCUGCUGUGGCUGCUCAGUGCUCACUUUGGACAUCAUAAUAAAUACCAAAACAUUUUAAAAUUGAGACCAACACAAUGAUGGUAGACAUUUUCUCUGGAAAAUGAAAUAAUAACAAUUUCUUUCCUUAUUUGCUCCCUGAUUUUUCAACAAAUGACUGCAGUUUUACUCAAGGAGCAGUUCUUUAACACACGGGGUCUUUUUUUGCAACAUGUCACAGUGUUAGACUAUGCCUUCUCAGCUGUGAUGCCCUUCUGUAUUGGCUGAAGACCUGUGUUAGUUUUGACAUUUUUAUUAAUUUUUAUGUCUUGUUUUAAAUUUUGUAGUUCCUCUGAGAACAUUGAUGGUAAAAAAAAAAAGCUUCUAGUUUAGUUUAGUUUAAAAAAAAGUUGACAGUGAAGGAAGUGUUUUUAAGUCAAAACUCGCUAAAUUUGACAAACCAGGUGAUGAUAGCUUUUCUAAUACUGUGAAGCAAUAUUUUCUAGAUUAUAUCCUCCAAGGAGAAGUUUGUGCACAAUAAAGUUAUUGUGAUUUUGAAAUUUCUAACUAUAUGUCAAAAUCUACUUUUUUACCUUUUAGUUCCAGUGGAUCAGCAUUGUGAACUGCACUGCAGGGCCGUGGGUUUCAGGUUCUAUGUGAAAUUGUCUGAGAGGGUGACUGAUGGGACACCAUGUGGAAAGAACGACACAUCUCUUUUUUAUUUUGAUUCCACUGAAUUUUAA
This is a messenger RNA of Xyrichtys novacula (pearly razorfish), 8236 nucleotides long. Lineage: Eukaryota; Metazoa; Chordata; Actinopteri; Labriformes; Labridae. The record is from the annotation of a GenBank genome assembly.